AUGCAGUGCCCCGUGUGCCACACGACCGGCGCGUGCUUCCCGCGCCGCGACCACUACGAGGGCUUCUGCGUGAACCGCGACUGCGAGUACUUCCGCUGCCUGGUGCUGACGCGGCGCCCGCACGAAAUCCGCUUCUUCGAGCCGCGCCGGCCGCCGCGCCGCCUGGCGCGCAAGUACUUCUGCGUGGAGUGCGGCGCCUUCUCCUACGUGUGGGCGCGCCCCUACACCAAAUGCGUGAUGCGCGGCGAUGGCCUGCCCUGUCGCUUCACGCACUGA
Messenger RNA from Gryllus bimaculatus (two-spotted cricket), 276 nucleotides. NCBI's taxonomy places the organism in Eukaryota, Metazoa, Arthropoda, Insecta, Orthoptera, Gryllidae. The record is from the annotation of a GenBank genome assembly.